UGUAUGCACCAGACAUGACGCUUCUUGUAAACUUUCUGACGUUUGCUUCACUUGUUGUCUUGUUCGAUCGCACUGAUGGUGUGGAGCAGCUGUAUCUAUCGCUUGGAUUAAAAUGCAGCUACAAUUACGACGUGGCAGUUAACACCCAUUACAAGAAGCCGGAUUCUAACUUUAGACUAAACGCUAAGGUUGAUAUAAAAGUGGUCAAUCGUCAUAAUUUGGAAAAUAACGCAUAUGUCAGUCAGUUGAACGUGAGAAACAUGCGUCUUGUUCAAGCAAAAAUGGACGACUCGUUAAACACACCAUUGAUCCAAAGCUCAACAACAAGUUCUCAAACCCAUUCUACUUUACUCAAAAUUUAAAAGGAAAGAUUAAGAUGGUGUUUUUUCCUCACGACGAAGUGGCAGAUGUCAUUGGCUUAAAGAAAGGUUUGGUGAGCGCGCUCAGUGUGCACAUUCAUCCCGAAUGGCGUAGUGUUUACAAAAUUACAGAAGAAGACGAUUCAGGUAUCCAUGUCUCGUACUACGACGUAAACGAAAGAAAUUCAACGGAUCUUCAUUUUACAAAAAAAUGGACCCAUGAUGAUUAUUUUGAAUUUGCUGAUGGAAGACCUGUAAAUGGAAAGCAUCGUCCAAAAAGUAGCUACAAAGCUCACAUGACAGUCAAAAAUGGCAUCAUAACUCGAGUACAAAGAGCUCACUAUUCUCAUUUGGGCGAGAAAGAGGCUUUAAAUGUAUCAGAAAAAUGGCCUGACCAGUCUUCGAAGGAUAUUAAUGUACAAGUUACAGGAGAAAGCCAUCUAAAUCUCGUCUACUGCACUUCUGCUAAACGCACAAAGCGAUCUGUAAAGGAGCAGAGCCAUGACUGUUGGAAGAAGCUCAAACGAGAUAAUUUACGCCACGUUGACGUAAGUAAAUUGAAAAAGUCACCUGAACAUGAGAACAAAAGGCCAAACCGAUCACUCGAAGAUUUACUCUUAUGCUACUCAGACUUGAAAGUUAAAAAAGUGAAGUACUAAAUUGCAUCAAAGAUAUCCACUACCUUGCACGAAAUGAUGACAAAGUGUUUGAAAAGAUAGUCGAUAUAGCAUUAAAACGUUCACAUCUAAAUAUCUCUACUUGGUCUGCAUUAGUUGGCGCUAUCGUUGUCCGAGGAGAUCACUCGACACAAAAGAUAAUAAGCAACAUCAUCUCAUCAGAAGAACCUCGGAAAUUGUCCGACAAAGAACUUGGUAAAUUACUGGAGGCUGUCUACUUCAUUCCUGAUGGCCCAUUACAUUUCGAGUUAUUAGAAGCUCUUGCAUCAUUACAUAAGAACUCAAACAAUAGUGAUGACAUAAAAGCGCGUGCUUUGUUAGUAUUGUCAGGUUUAGUGCAUCGCCGUUAUGAAGCCGGCUACAAUACGUCACUACAGGCAACAGUUGCAGAUUAUUUGCAUCAAAGCUUUGAUGAGCAUUUUAAUGAAAUUUCCGAAAGCAAAGAUCCUCAAAGACAUGAAGAUGGCGUUUGGAAUCAUCUCACAGCAAUAGGAAAUUUAGGCCAUGUUUCUUCUCUUGAUAGGAUUAAGAAAUAUAUUGAUCACGAUAACUCUGGUAUACGAUCAUCUGCCAUUUCGGCAUCACGUAAGCUUCCCGCGGCAAGUACAGAUCAUCUCUUACUUCAUGCCCUGCGCAAUGACGAAGACAUCAGAGUUAAGGCUGAAGUGAUGGACAUCUUUAUCAAACGCCAGCAAAAUAUGACAGGAGAAGUUCUUGAUGGGAUUGAAGUAGCCCUUUGGAGUUGUGAAGACGGAGACGAGUUGGACUCAAAAAUUUCAUAUUUCCUCGAAAGUCAAAUGAAACAUCCAGACAGCACAAAGUUACAACAGCGGCAUGCAUCGAUUAAACGAAAAAAGAGAGCAUUUAUUUCACUGUUAAAGCCAAGAGAAUUUGAGCUCGGGGCAAGUAAAAUAUGGAGAAAAGUUUUUGGCGUAAGUAGAGCGGGCGCUCAGGCAAUGUUGCGUUUUGUGAACUAGGUCAAAUUAAAAAUUGGAAUUUUUGGUGGAAAUUUUGAAGUGGUUAUGGACAACAAAGCUUCGUUCAACGGCCACGUGCUUGGCUGGAAGUUUGAUAUAGUCAACGGAAAGGCUUCGUUUAGAAUGGGAGCUGGAUUUAAGAACGAUAUACCUAAAGAUAUAAUUCACACCGUUGCUGAUACUGUGGAUAGUUUCUUGGCAAAAGUUGAUUCCAUUUCAACAAUUUUCACAGACAAAGUAAACAAAUUCAUUGAGCUUCUUAGGAAGUACAUACCAUUUAAGGCUAAAGACUUCGUGAGAUUUCUAUCAGAAGCGAUAGAUAUUAUCAGCCGCACGAAAAAAGUUCGAAAUUUUGCAAGUUCAUUCAACCAACUUCAAAAAAUCGUUAAAGAAGCAAGUAAAAGCUUAAGUGAAUUUUGGCUAAGGAACAUAGGUACUUUACUCAAAAAACUAUCCAUCAAUCUUCCUAAAGUAGGUCUUAUAAAAUUCCGCUUCCUAGGAGCGCUUCGUUUCCUUGAAAAUUUACAGCUCAAUUUAUCCAAGUUUAGACUCGCGACACAUGGCUCUGUUAUACCAAACAUCAAAUUGUUUGAUUUUAGUUUAACGUUGGGUUUUACUUCAACUUUGCACAACAUUAAAAUAUCUCUGUCUCGUCUGUUAAACUUUUUCAACACAUUCUCAAAUAUGAAAUUCAUGUUUGACAAUUUUUUGAAUGUUGAUUUUCCACGGUUCGGCAUAAAUUUACCAUCUACGGAUCUCCGCUUUUUCCCGUCUUUGGACUGGAGAUUACGAUUCAACCUUAAAAGCAAUUUUACAGGUCUUGGCUUUAAAAAAUUUCUUGAAUUUUUCCCAAAUUUCGCUGAUAUAUUUCAAGCUUUUGGAGAUCCAAAUAUUGAUUUUCAACAGCUCCUCAAUGUCAUUCUACCAAGGUUCAGGUUAAAGUUACGACUCUACGAGGUUUCAGGUGGUUUGAACAUUUUGAAAUGGUUUCGAAUAAGCCUACAAAGCUUCCGUUGGAAUUUAAAAACAUCUAAUUUGGCGUUGUUUAACCUCAGCAAACUUUCACUCUUUCUUGAUGAGCUAAUAAAGUGGAUUGAAAAGUUGUCAAUCGGUCCACUACCGGAACUAUGCAAAGUACAAAAUUUUGUUCUAGGGUCUGCAGACACGUUGGAAACGUUUGGAAAUGACAUUGAAAAAAAAUGGUUAAUGAAAUACAGAACGCUGGUUUCGUAGCAAGACGUGUUGUGAACGAGAUUGUAAACAAUUCACUGAAAGUUGAUGAGAUGAUCGACGAACUAAAAAAUAACAUUUCAACAGCUUCAAAAGACUUUGUCAGACACCACUUAGAUCUAUUCGAGGAAUCUCUGACAAAUGUAAACGAGCUGGCUGAAUCAACUGUGAAGCUCGUUGUUAAUUCCUCGAACAAAGCCUUGGGACUUUGCUACGAAGCCGUGAACGUAUCAGGUGAUGCAAUAGACAAUAUUCAGCAGGAGGCGCAAAGCGCAAUAAGGGAUUCGACUGCUUUUAUCACGUCAAUAGUGUCAGGGGGAGUUUUUCCUUCUUAACAAUUUUGACAGUUCAGUGGAAAAUGUAACAAAAUGGUACAAAAAGUAUUUAGAGAAAAAUGUUGGCAAUGUAGUUGUAAU
Xenia sp. Carnegie-2017 is the source of this 3659-nucleotide messenger RNA. RefSeq lists its product as uncharacterized. The record is from RefSeq and is a predicted model, not a curated record. Bases 2059 to 3246 code for a protein of 395 amino acids. NCBI's taxonomy places the organism in Eukaryota, Metazoa, Cnidaria, Anthozoa, Malacalcyonacea, Xeniidae. The transcript has 3 exons.